UUAAUGACAAAAGGACCGCACACAGACGGACAGAAUUCCUAUUGGUCCACCGACCCGCCAAUCAGCAGGACUGUCACUUCUCCUGUCGCUGACAGGGCCACGCCCACUCCGCGUGGCUGUGCAGAUGCAGAUGCGGGGCUCAUUUUUGUGGACCAAUAAGAGUGAACAUCGCCGCUGUGUCCAUAAGAGGGAGUCGAGUUUCUUAUACGGCAGUUUGGUCCACUUUCACAACACAACUCCGGAGCACACUGACUGGAGAGGGGGGGGGGGAUAUUCCUUGAAAACGAUCAUUUUUCCCCUCGCAGUCCAAGUGGAAAGUCGUAUAGGCUUGUCUGUUUUUUGCGGGAUAGUUCCAGUUGAGGAUCAGGCGGGUUCAUGGUCACCGCGGGAGCCUCCUAAUCGUUUCACUCCUGGACUAACCAAAGGCGACCUUUCUUUUCUUUUUUUUUUUUUUUCAACCGCUAACUUUUUGCAAAGGAGAAAAACGUUCUCGUUCUUCCUCAGGCAGAAUGUUGUGGAAAUUAGCUGACAACGUGAAAUACGAGGACGACUGUGAGGAGAGGCACGAUGGCAGCAGUAACGGGAACCCCCGGCUGCCUCACCUGCCGGUCAGCCAGCACCUCUACAGCCCGUCGCCCACCCUCUCGCACCCGCCCAGCUCGGACUUCCAGCCCCCGUACUUCCCUCCCCCCUACCAGCCCAUCUCCUACCAGCAGUCCGGGGACCCUUACUCGCACCUCGGGGACCCCUUCAACAUCAACCCCUUACACCAGUCCCCGUCGUCCAACCAGCAGCAGCCCUGGCCGGGCCGGCAGGUCCAGGAGGGGCUCGGCCCGCACGGGAGGGCCGGACUGGCCAGUCAGAUUCUGGGCCUGGAGGGAGGCUCGUCCGGGGUGAGGAGGGAAGGCUUUCGGCGGCCGGAGCUGCUCCCGUCACACGGCCACAGCCUGGACACCUCGGGUAUUGGAGACAACAUGGGCAUGCCCGACAUGGUGCACGGACUGGACGACGUUCAACACGUAGAAGACCACAGUAUUAUUAUGGCAGAUCAGACAGUCAUCAAAAAAGGCCCUGUCACACUACCCAAGGGCAAUGCACUGGGCCUUCCCUUUCAGAAAGAGUCCCUGCUGGGCAUGGUAUCAAACCCCACAGAGGUGUUCUGCUCCGUGCCAGGCCGUCUCUCCCUGCUGAGCUCUACAUCCAAGUACAAGGUUACCGUGGCAGAAGUCCAGAGACGUUUGUCACCCCCGGAAUGCCUCAACGCAUCACUCCUAGGAGGCGUUUUACGCAGAGCCAAGUCAAAGAAUGGGGGUCGUUCUCUGAGAGAAAAACUGGACAAAAUUGGCCUUAACCUCCCUGCAGGAAGAAGGAAGGCAGCCAAUGUCACUCUGCUUACUUCACUAGUUGAAGGUGAAGCUGUUCAUUUAGCGAGAGACUUCGGUUACGUCUGUGAGACUGAGUUCCCUUCAAAGGCAAUCGCUGAAUACCUGGGCAGGCCACAUGUUGAGCGAAACGAGAUGAAUUCUCGCAAGAACAUGCUCCUCGCUGCCAAGCAAAUUUGCAAGGAGUUCACAGACCUGCUCACUCAGGACCGAUCACCUUUGGGGAACUCAAGGCCCGCACCAAUUUUGGAGCCUGGAAUCCAGGGCUGCUUGACUCACUUCAGCCUCAUCACCCACGGCUUUGGCUCUCCAGCCAUCUGCGCCGCAAUGACCUCGCUCCAGAAUUACCUGAACGAAGCGCUCAAACAAGUGGACAAGAUGUACCUGAGCUCUGGCAGUGACACCCAGGGAUCCUCAGAUAGCGGGAGCAAGUCUGCCGACAAAAUGGAAAAGCACAGGAAAUGAAUGCUCAAAAGGAUAAUCCCUAUGAACCUCAGAAUCCAAUAAUCUUGCUGCCCUGUCUGCCCCUUUUUUGGACAUUUUUUUCAAAUUAAAAGUUAAUAUUUAGUAUUGUAAUUUUAAGAGAUGAAUUUGUGCGUGGAUGCGUAUGUGUGUGUGUGUGUGUGUGUGUGGUCGCA
Messenger RNA from Menidia menidia (Atlantic silverside), 2020 nucleotides. The record is from the annotation of a GenBank genome assembly. Lineage: Eukaryota; Metazoa; Chordata; Actinopteri; Atheriniformes; Atherinopsidae.